AUGCAACGCACUGGUCCUCCGUCCGUCAGCGAGCUCAAAGCUCACGAUGAUAAGACAAUCUUCAGAGCGCACAAUGACAAGGCGAACUUCUCCAGGAACACAAAGCGUGCCUGCGUAUCUUGUGGCUCCCAGGACAGCGAGGAUGCAUCUCUGAAGGUUUGUACAGGAUGUAAGAGGAUGUGGUACUGUUCCGGUGCCUGCCAAAAGUCGGAUUGGAAGCGCCACAAGCCGUUUUGCAAGAGUCACCAGGAGACUCAAGCGGCAAUGGAGCGCGAUACUCAGAUUCUGAAGACUCUUGAUGGAUACGACAUGCCUCCUCUGACGGUAAUACGUGAUAUGCUCGAAGACUUUGCCAACCUGCACCAUCGCGUAGUGUCUAUCGUGGUCGGUCAUGAGCUAGGCUCACGCAGUACCGCCUUCCCGCCUCUGGACGUGAAGAAGGAUUGUAUCGCGUUGACGCUCAAAAUGCGCGAUCCGAAUGCUAAUCCGGCUUCUAUUUUUGCGUUCACUGGAGGGUCUUUGCCGUGCCAUAUCAACGGUCUUGAUUCUGAGAAACAACGGCUGCUUGCGCCCUACUCCGCCAAGCUAUCCGACACCAAUGUUCAGUAUUCAUCGCAAACGGAUAUAUGUUUCAUCCCUGCUCUAAUUGCGGUGGAGCAACCCCCCUUCUUGUAUAUCACCACCGUCGAACUCAGACGCCCUCAACUCGAUCUGAAUCUACUCAAGAAGACUGUACCUGAGGACGCGCCGUGGUGGGCUCAACUUGAAUACAACGCUCAAAAGGGACUCGUUGUGCGCAGACAUUGGAAUGAACGCAUCAAGACUUACGUCGAAAUGCUUGGAACGUUGAAGCAGGGUGAUGACGCCUCUUGGCGAUGGGAGAAGGCGAAUGACAGUAGAGGAAACCAGAAGGCUGAGGAGGAGAUGCGAGCAAGGAAGAAGCUGUUGCGAAAGCAGUGA
Peniophora sp. CBMAI 1063 is the source of this 960-nucleotide messenger RNA. The record is from the annotation of a GenBank genome assembly. NCBI's taxonomy places the organism in Eukaryota, Fungi, Basidiomycota, Agaricomycetes, Russulales, Peniophoraceae.